Molecule: messenger RNA, 2665 nt
Organism: Microbotryum saponariae
Lineage: Eukaryota; Fungi; Basidiomycota; Microbotryomycetes; Microbotryales; Microbotryaceae
Source: the annotation of a GenBank genome assembly
AUGGCUUCCUCCCCGACUCGCCCCGAAGUAGCGAUCCUGUGCCAUUCGCCCGCGCUCAAUGCCCUCAAACGACCGCAGCUCGUCGCGCUCGCCAAGGAGUUUGGCUUAAAGGCCAGUGGCAAGGUGAGCACAUCUCGACUGUAUUUCAGAGAACGUUUGGUAUAUCCCUGACCCAUGACUCAACCGAUCUUGAGCAGAACGUCGAAUUGAUCGAACGACUCAAGCACCAUGGACAGGAGCUCGCGCGCAAACCCCGAGCUUCGACGACUCCUCCCGAUCAAGAGGCAGGGGAGGAGACGAGCUGGAUGGUCAUUGAUGAAGAAGAAAAUAAGACCAAAGCCGAGGUCCCGAAUUCGAAGCAAGAUAUGGACGUCGAAAAGGGUAUGCAGGAGUUUGGGGUCGAAGCAGAACGUGAGCUAGCAAGCAUCGAUUGUGAAUCCUGCCUUGACUACUUUGGCUGAUUGCUCGACGUCCCGCCUUUGAACAUCUCAGCAGGUGACAAGUCGACGAUCCCCACUUCUUUCUCGAACAGCUCGUUGGCAUCGACGAUCCGAUCCGUUGGCGGGUCGCUCCUGCGCAAGCUCAAGUCGACGACGAACCUCCAAAAGUCGUCUUCCCAGUCGUCACUGGCAAAACUCGAAACGCCCUCGGGUACGACAGAGGUGGAACCACCGUCCCAUACAUCGCCAUUCCGACCUUCGACACCCAAGAUCUACCCUUCCCUGACACCUCAAUCGAUCGCUUCCUACUCGCCUUUCGCCCUAGGAGCGCGAGAUCAUGCCAUGUCGGAAGUGACGCCCGACACCCAAAGUGAUCAACCCGACUCUUCCUUUUCGACAUUGAGCACCAUGGCCUCGUCAUCGUGUGCUUCCUCAUUCCAACACGGAACUGGUAUUCGUCUCGUUUCUCGACCAACGGACUAUGGUGCCUCGGCCUCGAGUACGACUCUCCCUCUGGUCGCGGCGAAUUCGAUAGCUUCCACAGAGACCGCAGAGCCGUCGAUCGUCUCUGACUGUGAACGAGAUUACGCUUUUGUGUCUAUUCCCCAAGGCACCACACAUGUGACCACGCUGGCACCCGUCUCACCCGAGCUGUCCAAGCCACCAACGAACGACGCUCGCUUCAUCUUUGGCUCACCUGUGCCCAAGGCCAAAUCGGAUUUUACUUUCAGCCUCUCCCCCGGGCCUUCGAUUGAACCUUUGCUCGCUCCGGCCACGAUUAUGAAACUCGAACCCUCCCCGAUUGUGGCUCCAACUGAAGGCGUCGUUCGCUCGAAAUCCACGACCGAGCUCGUAAUGGAAGAGAUGAAUCGCCGAGCGCUCGAAUCUCUCGCUCAAUCUUCAACCUUGAACCAAAGUAUCACCUCCCUAUCCCAUUCCACCUCGACCCAUCAACUCGCAUCAGGCUCCGAUGCCAAAGGCAAUAACAAGAGGAUGUUUGAUGCCUCGCAUCGCAAAGUGUUCGACAGGAUGCAAGGUAUCGAUACCCAUUACGCGGCGAAGAGACCUCGUGAAGCUAUGAGGAACAACAACACCCUUUCGACGUCGACUUCGACGGGGAUCUUCCGCUCAACCUCGUCGAAAUCGCUCUUCCACAAAGGUGAUGACGAGGACGAUGUCUCGAGGAGUAACAAGAAGCCCAAACUGGCGAGUUCGGCGUUGAGCCAUUCGAUCGGUUCGAAACGAUUGUUUGGAACUGCGUCUUCAACGGUCGGUUCGAACCCGAUGAAGCAGAGUCCGGAGAAAGUUGCGAGUGCGCUGAGGGAACAAGGCUGGUUGGGCGUCAGCGGCGCAAAUCGAUCGGGUACCACAUCCGGGGCGUCGUCUUUGGGAAAUUUGUCGAAGAACGGAAAGAAGGAACAGAGUUCAGAGGAGAGGGAAGAGGUCAAGAGAAGGUUGGGGAUGCUCAAACAUCAGAGGAGGAAGAGUCAGGCGCAACAGGCAUCGCGGAUGAGGAAGAAGAGGGUCUCGUUGGGUCGUGAGUUGCACCAUGCAGGUACUCUGAUCAGGAGUAAAGUUAACGAAUCUUUCGUUGUGUAUCCUCAGCCACUCCAAAGCCGAGCGGGAGCUUGACAAAGACCCUCUUUCGCGCAACGUUCGGCAGCAAGUCCUCAACGAAUGAGGUGCCGCCCGUACCCUCGAGCGUUUCCAGACCACCUCCCGUUCCCGUCGUUCCUUCCGUUCUGGCUCGCUCGACGACGACCAACGAUCUUCGAGCCUCGACGAGUUCCCUCUCCCGCCCCAAACCGGCACAUGCUGCACCUAGCAUCGGAAUGACCCGACCCAAAUUCGAUCUCCAAGCCUCGCUCAAACGCAAGCCCGUAGGCUACACCCCCAAACUCGGCCCACUAUCCGCGUCUGAACCGUUAACCCACAAGCUCGAAUCACCAGCUACGACCCGGCCGUUUUCAUCGAGCUUGUCCGCUCCGACCUUGGCCUCGUCAUCGAAGCAGCUCCCUCCCUCGACGAGGAUCUUGGGCUCGAGUGCCAAAGCCAACGUCGCUUCGUUGCAGACGAAUUCGCCGGCGGUCGUCAGGAAGGCUGGGACGUUGCGGGGCAAGUUGGGUGGACGUAUUCAAGGGAGUCUCGCUGGUCGAGGUGGAGCAUUUGGGUCGACGUCCGCUCGCGCUGCGGCUACGGCGGUCGCACUACCCAAAGUCGAAUAG